Molecule: messenger RNA, 3284 nt
Organism: Rhineura floridana
Lineage: Eukaryota; Metazoa; Chordata; Lepidosauria; Squamata; Rhineuridae
Gene: PIK3C3
Product: phosphatidylinositol 3-kinase catalytic subunit type 3
Exons: 26
Coding region: 209-2773 (854 amino acids)
Biological process (GO): endocytosis; autophagy of peroxisome; phosphatidylinositol-3-phosphate biosynthetic process
Cellular component (GO): phosphatidylinositol 3-kinase complex, class III, type I; phagophore assembly site; endosome
Molecular function (GO): 1-phosphatidylinositol-3-kinase activity
Source: RefSeq, a predicted model, not a curated record
CCUGAGCCUGGCAACCCUAUACAAAAGAGAGAAACACUCUGGAAAGUGUGAGAGCGCACAGUUGGACACUGCAGCAGGAGAGAGUCUGGAGAAGACUGCAAAGGCACUCAGAACGGAAGUGAGGAAGGCAGAUUGAUAAGCCUAGAAUAGCGGAAGCUUGGAGGGGAAAAGAGAGCAGAAAAGCUACAAAGCGGUUCUGGAAAACCCCAUGCUGAGGUUCUCAGGCUUGUACCAGGAGACCUGCUCCGACUUGUAUGUGACCUGCCAGGUCUUUGCAGAGGGCAAACCUCUUGCCCUUCCGGUUCGGACAUCCUACAAGGCUUUUAGCACCAGGUGGAACUGGAAUGAGUGGUUAAAACUGCCAGUCAAGUAUCCGGAUUUGCCUCGCAAUGCUCAAGUGGCGUUAACAAUAUGGGACGUCUAUGGACCUGGCAAAGCAGUCCCUGUUGGGGGAACGACUGUCUCGCUCUUUGGGAAGUAUGGGAUGUUCCGCCAGGGGAUGCAUGAUCUGAAAGUUUGGCCCAACAUGGAGGCUGACGGCUCUGAGCCCACCAAGACUCCUGGGAGGACGAGCAGCACACUUUCGGAGGAUCAAAUGAGCCGCCUUGCCAAGGCAUCUGACAAGGAACAUUUGGAGGAACUCACCAAAUCUCACCGGCAAGGCCACAUGGUCAAAGUAGACUGGUUGGACAGACUGACCUUUCGAGAAAUCGAGAUGAUUAAUGAGAGUGAAAAGCGCAGUUCCAAUUUUAUGUACUUGAUGAUUGAAUUCCGCUGUGCGAAGUGUGAUGACAAAGAGUACGGGAUAGUAUAUUACGAGAAGGACGGCGAUGAGUCAUCUCCCAUUUUAACGAGCUCCGAGAUUGUUAAGGUUCCAGAUCCCCAGAUGUCUAUGGAAAACUUAGUGGAAAGCAAACACCACAAGCUUGCUCGGAGCUUAAGAAGCGGACCUUCUGAUCAUGAUCUCAAGCCCAACGCUGCCACCCGAGAUCAGCUUAAUAUCAUAGUGAGUUAUCCGCCAACGAAGCAGCUGACGUAUGAGGAACAAGACCUUGUGUGGAAAUUCCGAUAUUACCUUACUCAUCAGGAAAAGGCUCUGACAAAGUUCUUAAAGUGUGUCAACUGGUUCCUCCCACAAGAAGCAAAGCAGGCCCUAGAGCUCUUGGGGAAAUGGAAGCCGAUGGAUGUGGAGGACUCCCUUGAGCUCUUGUCCUCUCACUUCACGAACCCAACGGUCCGGCGCUAUGCAGUUGCUAGAUUGCAACAGGCCGACGACGAGGAUCUGCUGAUGUACCUGCUGCAACUUGUCCAGGCGCUCAAGUAUGAAAACUUUGACGACAUCAAGAAUGGGUUAGAACCAACAAAGAAGGACAGCCAGGGGUCCAUGACGGAGAGCAUGGCUGCGUCUGGAAUGAAUGCUGCAGAAAUAGACAGCUCCCAGAUCAUCACGAACCCGCUUCCCCUAAUCUCUUCCCCACCUUCUACAGCCAAAGCAAAGGAGCCUGCAGACAGUGAAAAUCUUGAGCAAGACCUUUGCACAUUCUUGAUAUCGCGAGCCUGCAAGAAUUCCACGCUGGCUAACUACUUGUAUUGGUAUGUGAUUGUGGAAUGUGAAGACCAAGACACUCAGCAGAGAGAUCCCAGAACUCACGAAAUGUACUUGAAUGUCAUGCGGAGAUUCAGUCAAGCUCUGCUGAAGGGUGAUAAGUCUGUCAGAGUGAUGCGGUCCUUGCUGGCGGCCCAGCAGACGUUUGUAGACCGGCUGGUUCAUCUAAUGAAAGCAGUGCAGCGUGAAAGUGGCAAUCGUAAGAAAAAGAAUGAGAGGCUGCAGGCGCUCCUAGCAGACAAUGAAAAGAUGAAUUUAUCAGACAUUGAGCCCAUUCCGCUGCCUCUAGAACCUCAAGUGAAAAUCAGGGGAAUAAUCCCAGAGAGAGCGACACUGUUCAAGAGUGCCCUGAUGCCUGCCCAGUUAUUCUUCAAGACUGAAGAUGGAGACAAAUAUCCUGUAAUAUUUAAACACGGGGAUGAUUUGCGUCAAGAUCAACUAAUUCUCCAGAUCAUUUCACUCAUGGACAAGCUCUUACGGAAGGAGAAUCUGGAUUUGAAGCUGACUCCUUACAAGGUCUUGGCUACUAGUACAAAGCAUGGUUUCAUGCAGUUCAUUCAGUCAGUCCCUGUGGCAGAAGUUCUUGCUACUGAAGAAAGUAUACAGAACUUCUUCCGAAAACACGCGCCAAGUGAAACAGGGCCUCACGGAAUAAGCGCAGAGGUUAUGGACACUUAUGUCAAAAGCUGCGCUGGAUAUUGUGUAAUAACAUACAUCCUUGGCGUUGGGGACAGACAUCUGGAUAAUCUUUUGCUAACCAAAACAGGCAAACUUUUCCACAUCGAUUUUGGCUACAUUUUGGGCCGUGACCCCAAACCCCUUCCUCCACCGAUGAAGCUGAACAAGGAGAUGGUGGAAGGCAUGGGAGGGACACAGAGCGAGCAAUACCAGGAGUUCCGCAAGCAGUGCUACACGGCUUUUCUUCACCUGCGCAGGUAUUCCAACCUGAUUUUGAACUUGUUCUCCCUCAUGGUCGACGCCAACAUUCCAGACAUUGCUCUUGAACCAGACAAGACAGUUAAAAAGGUGCAAGAUAAGUUCCGCCUGGAUCUUUCCGAUGAAGAGGCUGUGCACUACAUGCAGAGUCUGAUAGAUGAAAGUGUCCAUGCUCUGUUUGCUGCUAUGGUGGAGCAGAUCCACAAGUUUGCUCAGUACUGGAGAAAAUGAGCCUCAUCAGCUUCUGAAGGCAACAAAUGCACCUUCAUGGCUAUCUCUAAAGCUACUCAAGAUGGCACCCAACAGAGCGCCCAGGAUAUUUUAGUAGCUUGGAGAGUUUGCCUCAUCCGGGUUUCCAUUAAGACUAGGUCAAGAGUAUGUUUUCCUGUGUAGAUAUUUCAGCCAUGAAGUUCGGAAAACAGAGCAACUUCCGUCCAAAGCCAAAGAAGAUGAGAAGAAAAAUACGUUAUGGCUUUCUACGUGCUUAUCUGUAGGCCUCAUGUUGCUACAUUGUUGGAGUAAGAAACUGAAGCUUGUUACUGCACUUAACUUGGAUGGCGCCUGUGGAACAAACAUGCAUUCCAGAAUGUCCAUUUUCAUUCAUGGAAAGAAAAGUUCUAUGCGGACACGGAAUUGAAGUUUUGGAUUCAUUGAUAGGAUUUUGUCCAAAUUGUCAUUUGGAAUAAGCAGUUGCACGGUCCCACCUAUGAUGAAAAAAAUAAAAUAUCACUGAUGGUCUGAA